This is a messenger RNA of Chenopodium quinoa (quinoa), 1239 nucleotides long. Its product is annotated as protein argonaute 4A-like. NCBI's taxonomy places the organism in Eukaryota, Viridiplantae, Streptophyta, Magnoliopsida, Caryophyllales, Amaranthaceae. The coding region runs from base 1 to 1239 and encodes 412 amino acids. The record is from RefSeq and is a predicted model, not a curated record. Gene Ontology annotation, biological process: regulatory ncRNA-mediated post-transcriptional gene silencing. Gene Ontology annotation, cellular component: cytoplasm. The transcript is spliced from 12 exons. Gene Ontology annotation, molecular function: nucleic acid binding.
AUGAGGAUAAGUAAUUAUGCUGCUGAGCCACUCCUACGUACCUGUGGCAUCACAAUCAACAACGAAUUUAUGCAAGUUGAAGGCCGUGUUUUGGCUGCUCCCGAGCUGGAAUUUGGUGAUGGGGAAGAUUUUCCAAGAAAUGGACGUUGGAAUGUAAAGGACAAGAAAUUUUCAAAUCCCGUUACAAUUAAAGACAGGGUGGUAGUGAACUUCUCUGCACGCUGUAACAUAUUCGACCUUUGCAGAGACCUGGUGAAGUGUGGGGAAAUGAAAGGCAUUGAGAUCCCUAAGUUUCCAUUGUGUACUUUUGAGGAGGAUCCACAGUAUAGGCGAGCACCACCUCCUGUUCGAGUGGACAAAAUGGCUGAUCAAGUGAUGUCACGACUACGUUAUAAACCCCCUACUAUUAUUCUGUGUGUCUUUGCUGAUAGGAAAAAUUCUGAAAUAUAUGGCCCUUGGAAAAAGAAAGCCCUUGUUGAACUUGGAGUUGUUAGUCAAUGCUUGGCACCUCAACGAGCCAAUGAGCACUUGGGCGGAGUGAAUCAUCGGCUUGCAGUUGAGCGUAACAUUCCUGUGCUCAUUGAUAAGCCUAUAAUCUUCGGAAUGGAUGUCUAUCAUGGCUCUCCUGGCCAGUCUGGAGUUCCCUCUAUUGCUGCUGUUGUGAGUUCUAGGCCCUCAUCAAUAUAUCGGUACAGAGCAUCUGUCCGUUCUCAGUCCCCAAAGGUUGAAAUGAUCGAAUCAUUGUACAAGCCUUUGCCUACAGGAGAAGACGGAGGCAUUUUCAGAUUAGAUGUGCAUGAUAUUUGCUUUUUUAAUAAAGAGCUUCUGGAGGAAUUCUACAAAAGUUCACGCCCCCCAGUUAAGCCAUCACAAGUCAUAGUAUUUAGGGAUGGAGUGAGUGAGUCGCAAUUCAAGCAGGUCCUCAACAUAGAGUUUGAACAGAUUCUUCAGGCAUGCACAGCGCUUGGUGAUAGUUGGUCUCCUAAGUACACCAUAAUCAUUGCUCAGAAAAAUCAUCAUACCAAGUUUUUCCAACAAGAAAGACCUAAAGACAAUGUACCACCUGGUACUGUGGGUGACAGCAAAGUCUGCGAUCCUCGUUACUAUGAUUUCUACAUGUGUGCGCAGAAUGGGAUGAUUGGCACAAGCAGGCCAACUCACUACCAUGUUCUGCUUGAUCAGAAUGCCUUUACAGCAGAUGAGCUGCAAGAGUUGAUUCACUCUUUAUCCUAUGUGUAA